Molecule: messenger RNA, 546 nt
Organism: Penicillium verrucosum
Lineage: Eukaryota; Fungi; Ascomycota; Eurotiomycetes; Eurotiales; Aspergillaceae
Exons: 1
Coding region: 1-546 (181 amino acids)
Source: RefSeq, a predicted model, not a curated record
AUGUCUUCCACUAGCACAGAAGAUGGAGGAUGUGAUACACCCACAAGCAGCAGUGUUUACCAUGAAUCAAUGAGAGAUUUGUCCUUGAGUGACUCAAUUGCGAUGCACUCCAAGAACUGUCCUUGGAAAGGUAGAUCAUUCAUUAUUCGCGAUCCUCAUACUAAACUUGUCAUUGGGCUUCAAAAAGGUGAGUUACGGCUUGUGCCUGAACACAGUGGGCAUGGGUGUGGUAUUUACUGGUCGUGUGUUGAGUCCGACAAGAUGUUACUGGGGUUUCAAAAUGUGGUCUCUGGCACCUUUAUCGGAUAUAAGAACAACGGCAUUCUAUCCAGCGCUCUAUUCAGCGCGCAGUAUAGUUUGCACGGGGAAUCAGAAUCGUUUUGUGUGCGAGCACAUCCAGAUGGUGGCUAUGUCCUCCUCGUGAAACAGGCAUGUGGGUUCUUGCCGGUGCAAAUAUGCAUGGACAGGUGGCUCAUGGUAGGCACUAACCAAGAUGAGGGCGUAGCAUGGGAGUUUAUCCGGGUCAAGGACGAACAUGCUAUUUAA